UACAUUUUUUUCACACAAGCCGAUGUCAUGGUUCGGGCACGUGGGACACCAAUGAAUGUUUCUAAAUAAUCACGAAAAAAAACCAAUCUAAAAAAAAUGAGAAAAAUUUUGAAGAGAAUCGGGAGUACUGAUAGGAUGAUUGCACCGCGAGUACCUGCAAUCAGGACCUCAAAAUAUUAGACGGUGGUGGUGCAAGGCGUCUGUGCGACGUCGCGGUUGCAUUUAUGUAUGAAGGACGAUUUCCGAAUUUUCCAAAUUUUAUCAGUCUUGUGUUAAGUUUUGUGCUUGAAAGUUUUGGGGAUUUUGUGUCCCUUUUUGUGUCGAAACACUGUGAGGAAAAUCAAUAUGAACAAGUGGAAUUCAAAAUAUAUCAUGACAGCUAAUUAGCGUCCAAGUGAUAAUUCUCACGGGAACAUGAAUGGGAAACUAAUUGAGAAUUUUCAUGGAUGUUAUGAAUUGGGGACUAAAAAUGGAAAUGAAAGAAGUGCAUUUCGAUCGAAGGCUUGGAUUCAAGGAUUGCCAAGGGUGGGGCUCCAUCCUCGGAAAAUCUGGUACAAUGAUAAAUUUAAUUGAGACGAGUGGUUCAUGUGAAAAGUGAACAAAAAUAUGCCCGGGAUCGUAGUUUUCCGACGUCGAUGGUCUGUCGGAAGCGAUGAUCUGAUCGUGCCCGGAGGCUUUCUAUUUAUUCUACAUCUUGUUUGGGUGAUCGUGGUAGGGGCAAUACUGGGAUUUUUUGAGUGGAAUCGCAGCCUUUAUUGUAUUCUGCUGCUCUGGGAAUAUUUUAUCGGAUACUUGGUGAUUUUCAUAUCAUGUAUGGCCGUCGAGUUUUCCAUCUGCUUUCUGGCCACAAGAGGAAGUAUUCUGGAUACCACAGCAAGAGCGCCCAUGCAAUAUCUUCUUUAUAUACGACUAUUUUUAUUGUUAGUGGAGACUGGAUGGCUGAGUGCAGGUGUGACUUGGUUAACACUUUUCUAUCAAUCUUGCCCUGCAGCUAAGGCAAAGGACUUCAUGCUAGGGUUGGUUAUUUCAAACUGGUGCAUCCAAGCGUCAGUUGUCGUGACUGUGUGGUGUACAUAUGAUACCGCAGGCAGGUCCUGGGUGAAAAUGAAGAAAUAUCAACGUAGUUUACGAGAAGCGGAAACCAGAGGUGACCGUAUUUACAAGCGGAGUGGUAGUAGGAACCGAAAUUGGCGACAGCGAAAAGUCAUUCGUGCCUAUCAAGACAGUUGGGACAAUAGAUGUAGAAUUCUUUUUUGUUGUAUGGGUAAUUCAGAUAGAAACCGAAAUUCCUUCGCGGAUAUAGCCAAACUACUGAGCGAUUUUUUCAGGGAUUUAGACGUAGUCCCAUCUGACGUUGUGGCGGGCUUAGUAUUAUUGCGAAAGUUUCAAAAGAUCGAACGAGAGUUGAUUUUGAAGCAGGGAAAAAAUGACAUUUACGAAUUUUUAUCGGGUGUGCCCAUAACACCCCGUACAAAGUUCCUAACCUUUACGGAAGAUGGCGAUUCUGAGCAGUUUCAGUCUGCCAUUCAUUACAUGUUUUUCGCUCUAGCAGCUUAUGGAUGGCCUCUUUUCCUUGUAAAUCACUCGACAGGACUUUGUCAACUAGGCACCAGACUAAGGUGCUGCUGCUUUCCAUGUAAAAGAGAAGAAGAUGAAGCAAUCGUGGUUGAAGACAACUGCUGCCAGUGCAAUUAUGCAGUACUUAGAAGAUUGGUGGAAAUCGGAGAAGUUGAGGUCAUAUAUGCCACGUUUCACGUCGACGUUGGCGAGACUCCAUUUUUUGUGGCCCUAGAUUACACGAGAAAAAAGGUGGUUGUCAGCAUCAGAGGAACUUUGAGUCUAAAAGAUGUAAUGACAGAUUUAAACGCCGAAGGUGAAGUUUUGCCAUUAACACCUCCUAGAGAAGAUUGGCUAGGUCACAAAGGAAUGGUUCAAGCUGCUGAGUAUAUUCGAAAGAAAAUACACGAGGAGGGAAUUAUUGCAAAAGCCUUUGCAAAAGAUCCCUCUCGAGGUACUCAUGACUUUGGACUGGUGUUAGUCGGCCAUUCGCUGGGGGCCGGAACAGCCGCGAUAUUAGCAAUUCUGUUGCGACAAACUUAUCCAGACUUGGUUUGUUUUUCUUUUGCACCACCGGGUGGGCUUCUGAGCAUGCCUGCACAGCAAUAUUCUCAAGAGUUCAUUACGUCCGUAGUUGUAGGAAAAGACGUGAUACCAAGGAUAGGACUUCGACAAAUGGAAAGCCUGAGAGCGGAUCUGAUCAACGCCAUCAAGAGAAGCGUAGACCCCAAGUGGAAAACAAUAACGUGUUCCGUCAUGUGUUGUGGAUGUGGUUCAAUUCCAACGUCAGCAGCCAAUUUAGAGGCGGGAGGUUGCAUCAGCGAAUAUCAGCGCGAUAAAGAUCUGGCGAGAUCCCAAACAGUGGUCUCCGGUGAUUCUAGUGUCGCAUUAACACUUCACCGACCUCUAUAUCCACCCGGCAGAAUCAUCCAUGUCGUAAGACGACAUCCAAACAAGCACGAGAAAAUAUAUCAAUCGCGUUGGAGAAAACUCUUGGGAAAACAUGAGCCCGUAUACCAGGCACUCUGGGCCGGACCUUGUGACUUCGAUGAGGUGCUUAUCAGUCCUGUGAUGAUUCAAGAUCAUAUGCCCGAUAACAUGCUUAAGGCUCUUAAAAAGGUUGUAACGAGACCAGCGAAGCCUCAACGUCAGUCCUCAGCGGUCGAUGUUUUGAAUUCCCGAGAAGCCCUAGAUAUCCAGGAAAUCGAGAUAGAACAAGAAAUGCGAGCUUUACUUUCAACAUCGAGCCCCAUCAAGUGCCAGGUCACUGCGGGAACUCCACCCCACAGACUCUUUCUCGAAACGAGUUUUACUUCUCUGCAGAGUCCAAGCGAAUUCCCUCAAGCCGGCCGGGAACUGAGCCUUGAUUCCACCGGAAUUCCGUGGGAAUUUAUUAGCUUGGCGAGUGAGCUUUUGCAAACCCCCAGGCCCCACGAAAGCAAAUUAUCCAACCGUCUAAGCGAUUGGGGCAGUGAGCUACAUUUAGCGCCCUUAGCAACACCUGAAACGCUAUCGGAAGCAUCGAGUAAUCCUCCAUCACCUGUUCCACCUCCAAGACCUAUGAGAAGAACACCAAAAAUUCCGGGGAACUUAUCAUCAGCAGCUGACGAUCUGAAGAACAAUCUUCAUUUUGCGAUGCUUUCAGCUAAAAAUUAUUUUCUUCGAGAAGAAACCAUGGGAAGCAAUAGCAAUAGCAAUAGCAGUGAAGCUAGCUACGAGAGUCCAAGAAAUCUCGGAGCUGGACUUCCGCCUCCUGUGCCAAGAAGAGAAGAUUCUGUUACAGCGAGAAGAGAACUUCGAGUGUGCACAGCUUCUUGUUGUGAUGUAACUUCAUCGAAACGUCGAGUGUGCACAGCUGCUUGUUGUGAUGAAAUUUCAUCAACGCAUACGUCUUCGAAUUGCUCAGGAUCUAUUUCGCACAGAGUGCAAAUUGAUUUUGCGGGAGAUGAAAAUGAAAUGAAUGGCUCUAAUGCGGACUUCUUCGAAACGAAGGAACCGAUAAGAAAACCAGAAUGUAGUAACGACGUCUUCCUUAGUGUUAGAAGUUCUCCAGGUUUAAUGGCACCAGCGACAGAUUUAGGAGCGGAAUGGAAAAGAAAACUUGAUUCCCCAACAGCUCAACAUAGUUCACCAUUUUUCAACGCCAAAAGAAAAAAAUAUGUUUACCCAAUUACUCUAGUCGGUCGAGGAGAGAGUAGCGUUUAAUUCGAAAAAUUAAAAAAUGGGACCAGAGCAUCAGCUGAAGAUGUAGCUUAAAAUUACAAUUUUCUCUUUUGGUCGAGAAUUAUUCCACUCCUAUAGUAUAAAAUUACAAGCUACGAAAAUAACUACAAAGACGUGUUUUUCGAAAUUUCGCGCAUCCAUGAGUGAGUUUAAAAGAAACAUAUUAAGCUAAUGUGUUUUGCUCGAUAAAAAGUUUAAUUUAAAUGUAAAAAUUAAAUACUAGAAAAUGCUAAAAUAAUUAGGUACUAUUCUAUC
Messenger RNA from Belonocnema kinseyi, 4035 nucleotides. RefSeq names its product sn1-specific diacylglycerol lipase alpha (gene inaE). Gene Ontology annotation, biological process: lipid metabolic process. The coding region runs from base 607 to 3762 and encodes 1051 amino acids. Lineage: Eukaryota; Metazoa; Arthropoda; Insecta; Hymenoptera; Cynipidae. The record is from RefSeq and is a predicted model, not a curated record. The transcript is spliced from 17 exons. Gene Ontology annotation, cellular component: dendrite membrane; postsynaptic membrane.